This is a messenger RNA of Aspergillus lentulus, 3105 nucleotides long. RefSeq lists its product as uncharacterized. NCBI's taxonomy places the organism in Eukaryota, Fungi, Ascomycota, Eurotiomycetes, Eurotiales, Aspergillaceae. The record is from RefSeq and is a predicted model, not a curated record.
AUGCAUGUAUUAUCUGGCAGGCGUCGUUCAGUUUCGACUGCGGCGCCUUCUAAUACUGGCGCGAGUAAAAAUUCAGAGAGCUCGCCUAGGAGGGCUUCCUUCUCGCUGGAAAAUAGUCGCGAUUACGGCGCAUCUGGAAGAAACACGUUGCGUAACCUUUUCCACAAGCAUGGCGCUGCGCCAGUAACGGAAGAUGGGUCAGGAACGGAUGUACCUCACGCGUCAAUCGAGGAGCACGGUAAUGCUAAAUCUACCACGACUCCGAAGGCGCAAUUGGUAAAGGAUCCAGGCCGACAUGAUCACUCCUUGGAUUCUUCUAGAUCAAAACAUACACAUCAUUCAGACGAGCGCGGCGAACGGCAGGAUGCGUCGAAUCCGACUACUGACACUCUUGCUAAACCUCACAAGGCAGAUGUUAACGACAAACCUCCCUCUGAGACCCAUCUCAGCCGAGAUGAUAUCCAUGCCAUAUUUUCCGGGGCACCAUACUUCCUUUUAGAAAAGGGCAAGCAUGGACUUUGGUAUCCACAAGUAAUCUUCCCAUGGGAUGACCACGACCCCACGAUCCAGCAUUUAUGGGACAGAAAACUUCUUCCUCAUCCUUCAUAUACCCUGUGCACGCUUCAUGCCCAUCUCCCCGUCCCCGAAGGCUUCCUUGAAGGUGACGCUCCUCUCCUCUUAGACAGCUGGAAAAGAACCGGUGCACCAAAGAGAGCUACCUUCGAUAUUGGUAUAUUCGAAGUCCCAAAUAUGCUUGCUAUGAGCGGGAUAGAGCCGGGAACUGUGGGCUUUCGCCAUUUUCUAGAGCUGCCAGUGGCUGAUUCCGUUCGAUUCGUUCAUACCGGAACGCCCCAUCUGCAUACUAAUCUACUGCACAUUCAUACCCUACCGGCCGUUCAGGCUGAUGAACUUCUGGAACAUUACCAUGAACCCUACUCGCAGUGCCUCGACGGUACUAUACAUGAUCGGAAAACGCUUCUUGGUGAUGGGCCGACCGCCUGGAAAAGAAUUGGUCUGCGAGAUAUCAAUUUUAAAGCUUUGGUCGACCGUCUCGAGGCCUUGAGAAACCUGCGUCACGAGUUACUGUAUGAGAACACGCAGAAAACGAUACUCGACGUAGAAAGCGCGCAUGCGCUCUACAGCGAUUUAUUUUCCAAGUUUCUUCAUCCCCCGCCCCGAUUCAUGCUCACGGAUCUCGAUAGCACGCACGGCCUCAAGGCUGAGAUCAAAGCGUUGACCAUGGUUUUAGCGACACCAGGAGCAUGGUUCGACUUCAGUCUCGUCGACUGGCGUUUCCGCAUCGGACAGCUUCUCUGGGAAGCUCCUCCCCAUGUGGACGGCGACUUCUUUGACCCAAGUACCAUUCACAACCCCUGGGCUCAUCCGGGGUUGGAACAGAAAUGGUUUCUGAUCCAGAUGCUGCUAGCUGCGGAGUUACUUCUUCGCCUGGAUGCCAUUGUCAAAGUUGGGCUGGUUGAGAGCUCGAAGGACGUCAGUGUCUCGGCUCAAGAUGUCAGCCAUUUCGAUAAGCUACGCAAUCCUAAAGUCGACUGGGACUUGGUGGUGGUGCGUCGCUUCUUCGACAGUUUCAAGAUCUCCUGGGGCGACUGCCAAUCCGCUGCAGUGUCGAAUGCUCCGUCGCAGCCGUCAACCCAGGAGAAGUCGAGUCAAAAGGCUCGUCGCUUUUCAUUCUUUGACAGCAUAACACGCAGGCAUUCGGUAGCCUCUUCCCCUCACUCCGAUGUUCACGGGAUGUUCAGACUUACACCCACUCAUGUCGAACAGCAAGUUGAAGGACUUUUGGCAUUUGCCGAAAACAUCGGUUGGCCUCGUGUUGACUCGCUCAGAAAAACGUUCGCAUCGACAUUACACCGGGGGUUUCCAAACCAAAAUAUCACGGACAUGUUUAACCGCCCUGUGCGUGGUGCUUCAGUGGAGGGCCAUAUGGAAGGAAGCACCACAGAUGCCACGUUUAAAAGACUCGCUACUCGCCGGCUAGUAGCCCUCAGCGGUCCUUCCAGCGACGAUUCCAAGUCGACGAUGGGUGGUUGGAUCACGAGAUGCUGGCUUUCUGGCUUUGUGAUUCCUGGCAAGGCGAUCAACCACUUGCUCAUGGCUACAGUACUAGAGAAUGAUCAGGAAGUCAUUGCGAGACUUGGAUCGGUAGCCAAUCUAUAUGGAGGAUUUGCUCUCAAUGGGAAGAGCUGGUGGAGUCAAGAAUGCAUUGUUGGUCGAGUCCUUUCCGCUCUGAAGGAAACCAAGGCCUGCAUGGGUUGGAUCAGCAGCACGAACAUUCCCAAAGAAUAUCAAACCCAAGAGCCCCUUGACGAUGCCUGGUUUGAGGUGAUCGUCAGUGAGCCGCCGACAGGUCUGGGGAAACCCCGUAUCAAGCAAGGAAACAAGAUUUCCGUGGAGUCGACACCGUUAGGACUGGGGUCGUUGGUCAGUGGCGAGUUUACGUUGCCGGUGGACGAUGUACCUGAGGCAAAGUCACCAGUGGAUGUCAAGUUCAAUGCUUUGACUUUUUCUACAAAGGAAGAGCGGCGAAAUUCGAACCAGCAUACAAUGGUCGCUCGCAAAGCAACGAUGAAUUUCUCGCUGAGGUCGGAGGCCAGCACGACCACAACAGAUGUUUCCUUCCCACUAACGUAUAAUGUCAAUUUUGUCACGUCGCAUGCGUGCCGUUUGCCUCCGGGUUUAGCGUCAUACCAGCACAAUGCGUCGCUUGAUAUAGAAGACGACAAGGGCGAUAGAUCGCGGUCACUGUCUCCCGCCGAAGCCUUCUCUCUCAAGUACGGACGGCUUCCAGGCCACCCAUUGCCCAGCUCAUACAGAUACAAAUAUCUUGCACUAGAUGACUUGCCAGGUCCUGAGGGAUCAUCCAUAGCGAAGGUUUUUGAGCAUGCAGGCUUUGAUCUGACGGUUGACGAAGUGUUCAUUGUCGAUGCUCGCCGAUGUGCGGAAAAAGAAGCAUUGGCAAGAUCAUGGUGUGCCUCUGUUGGCUACGAUGCCAUCAUCGGUAGAACUGGGCGGACAUGUCUAGGGUGCUGCAUUAGAGAAGCUCGGGCGCUUGCGGUCAAGGUGGUCAUUCGCGUGGGUGAUUAG